AUGUUUGAAGGACUUGGGAAGUUAGCAGGCAAACUCCACCUCGAGGUAGACCCCACUGUGCCACCUACCAAAAUACCAGUGAGACGAAUACCAGUGUCAUUGAAAGAUAGGGUCCAGGACGAACUGAUGCGACUAACAAACCUUGGUGUGAUAACACCAGUUACCACCCCAACAGACUGGAUUUCAUCGAUUGUGGUGGUUAAGAAGCACAAUGGGAACUUGAGACUCUGUAUUGAUCCCAAACCGCUAAACAAAGCACUCAAGAGGAAUAAUUAUGCAAUGCCGACAAUUGAGGACAUUCUUCCAGAGCUAAACAAAGCACGACUGUUCUCAGUAGUAGAUGCCAAGGACGGGUUCUGGCAUAUUGAGUUGGAUGAGGAAAGCAGUUAUUUGACAUUUGGCACGCCAUGGGGCCGUUAUCGGUGGAUAAGAAUGCCUUUUGGUAUCUCCCCAGCGCCAGAAGAGUUUCAACGUAGGCUGGAUGAAGCACUGGAGGGUCUAGAGGGAACCAAGGCAAUACAUGAUGACAUCGUUGUGUUUGGAUGCGGUGACACUGACGCAGAGGCAAGGCAUGAUCAUGACCGGAAACUCCAUGCUUUGUUCGACAGAUGCCGCGAGAAGAAUAUCAAACUGAACAAGGAAAAAUUAAAGCUUUGUCUAAGUUCUGUCACAUACUUGGGCCACGUAAUCUCAGAAAGAGGUUUAGAAAUGGAUCCGGCGAAGGUCAAGGCCAUCACUGAGAUGCCCACUCCCAAGGACAAGGCAGGCAUACAACGUCUACUGGGAAUGAUCAAUUUUGUGCAAAAAUUCGCACCACGGCUGUCUGAGCUGACUUCUCCUUUACGCGACCUUUUGAAAAAGGACUCUGAGUUUGUUUGGGAUGAGGCUGUACAUGGCCAAGCAUUUAGUGAGAUAAAGGCAACACUAUCCGACACUCCGGUGUUGAGGUAUUUUGACCCAAAGAAACAGACAAUAUUACAGUGUGAUGCAUCGGAGUACGGGCUAGGAGCCUGCCUCCUCCAAGAAGGACACCCAGUGGGGUAUGCGUCAAGAGCGCUUACGGCUACCGAGUGCAACUACGCCCAGAUCGAGAAGGAGCUGCUAGCUGUGGUUUUUGGAAUGACAAAGUUUGAGCAGUACACAUAUGGAAACAAAGUGAUUGUCGAGUCUGAUCACAAACCUUUGGAGAUUAUCCACAAGAAGAACUUGUUCAGCACUCCAAAGCGAUUACAACGGAUGCUACUCAAUCUACAGCGGUUUAACUAUACAAUUAUCUACAAAAAAGGCACACACAUGUACAUGGCUGAUACAUUGAGCAGGGCAUUUUUGCCGUCAACUGAUGAAGAAAGGCGAAAUAUUAGUCACAACAUAGAAGUGGAACAGGUAAAUGGUGUAAAGCAUCUGGCAGUAUCACCCGAGACUUUGUGUAGGUUACAACGAGCCACCAAAACUGAUACCAAUCUUGCAGAGCUAAUGUGUGUCAUUCGCAGGGGCUGGCCGGACAGUAUGGAACAACUUUCUCUAGAAGUAAAAAAAUACUUCCCAUUUCGAGAGGAGCUAACGAUCCAGAACGGGUUGGUCUUCAAGAACGACGGUGUCAUAGUUCCAUUCUCGGAGCGCCAAAACAUGAUAGAAAGGGCGCAUUCCAGUCAUAUCGGCCUUCAGGGAUGCUUGCGAAGAGCGAAGGAGUCGUUAUAUUGGCCAAACCUGUAUUCAGAUUUUGAAAAACAUAUUCAGGCAUGCAAGACUUGCAAUACUUACUCAGCUGAAAAUAGCCGAGAGCCCAUGAUACUACACGAAACCCCGAAUCGGCCAUGGGAGAAAGUAGGUGUGGAUUUGUUCCAUACAGCUGGAAAAGAUUACCUUCUCACUGUGGACUGCUAUUCUGAUUUUGUUGAGAUUGACCGCCUCCAUGACAAGAAGGGCAACGAGGUCAUCAGAAAGUUAAAGUCUCAUUUCUCGCGGUAUGGGUUACCAUGCAUAGUAAUGUCUGACAAUGGUCCACCAUUCAACGGAAAACAAUUCUCAGAUUUUUCGAAAGAAUAUGAAUUCCAACACAUCACUAGUUCACCAAGAUAUCCACAGUCCAAUGGUAAGGUGAAAAAUGCGGUGAGAACUGUUAAUCGAAUUCUGGAAAAAUCAAGGAAGGAUCGACGGGACCCUUAUCUUGCUAUUUUGGAUUGGCGGAACACGCCAGGAGAGAUAGUGAAGUCAUCCCCAGUGCAAAGACUGUACGGUAGAAGGACUAGGACUUUGCUUCCAUUAACAACGCCAUUAUUGGAGCCAAGCACAAUUCCUACGUCGGAGACAAGGAAAGACAUAAACCAAAGAAAAGGAAAAGAACAACAUUACUACAAUCGCGGCACUAAGGCGUUAGCUGAACUAAUGCCUGGAGAAACGGUCAGAAUGAAACCGACAGAACCAGGGAAGGAAUGGACUAAAGCCCGUGUAAAGGGAAAAGUCAACAUUCGAUCAUACAAGGUUCAAACGGAAGAGGGUUCGACUUAUCGGAGAAACAGGCGUCAUCUCCAUAAGACUCCUGAAGUUUUCACAGAGGAUGAUGGUCAGUUAAAUGCGACACCAGAAGGAGAUGUUCCAGACACACCGAAUGUCAACGAGGACCAGGCACCUCCCACUACUGACCAUGAGGAGCCACAUGCAGAGUUCACGCUCAGGAGGUCCAAUCGUGAAGUGAACAGACCGAAUUACCUGAAUGACUAUGUGUGCAUCUUGAAUCGCGACCGAAAACAACAGUGA
Pecten maximus is the source of this 2757-nucleotide messenger RNA. RefSeq lists its product as uncharacterized. The coding region runs from base 1 to 2757 and encodes 918 amino acids. Lineage: Eukaryota; Metazoa; Mollusca; Bivalvia; Pectinida; Pectinidae. The transcript has a single exon. Gene Ontology annotation, biological process: DNA integration. Gene Ontology annotation, molecular function: nucleic acid binding. The record is from RefSeq and is a predicted model, not a curated record.